Anopheles gambiae (African malaria mosquito) is the source of this 1581-nucleotide messenger RNA. RefSeq names its product vacuolar protein sorting-associated protein VTA1 homolog (gene Vta1). NCBI's taxonomy places the organism in Eukaryota, Metazoa, Arthropoda, Insecta, Diptera, Culicidae. Gene Ontology annotation, biological process: late endosome to vacuole transport via multivesicular body sorting pathway. The record is from RefSeq and is a predicted model, not a curated record. Gene Ontology annotation, cellular component: multivesicular body. The transcript has a single exon. The coding region runs from base 70 to 1416 and encodes 448 amino acids.
GUUUCCCUAUCAACGGUUCACAAUCACAACAGCAGCGGGCGCAGCAGAAGCAGGCGUCGACACCUUUAGAUGCCGCUUUUCGAUUCUAUUUCUUCUUCUGACCGGGGGUGCACCAAUCUCUUAUCGCGCUCGACGGCGACGGCACUAUUGCUAAAGUCGUCCCUUUCGCGCAUUAAUUUCACGAUAAAAACACCCUCUUCCGACACCGUGCAGUGGAAACGAAAAAGAGAGAGAAGAGAGAGAGAGCGAGAGGAGAGGGCACGCACAACCACCGACUGUAAACAAAGCGAAAGGGUUCAGCCGCUGUCAAGCCCGUCUCUUUUCACACACGGAAACGUCAAAUCGAUACAGCAUUACUCAUCACCGCAAUCGCUGCGUUUGUUUGGUGUGAGCUGCGGGGAUUGGCUGCUCUGUGCCCGUGUUUUGCGUUUUGUGACCACCAAAGAGACCCUCGAGGACACGAUGGCAGUCAACCUUCCGCCCGUUACGCCGCUGCUGAAGCCCAUCCAGCACUAUCUCAAGACGGCCCAGGAGCAUGAUACCCGCGAUCCGGUCGUAGCCUACUGGUGUCGUCUGUACGCGCUGCAGCUGGGCCUGAAAAUCCCCCACCAGACCAUGGACGAUCGAAAAGUGCUGGUGGCAAUAAUGGACUGGUUGGAGGCGACCAAGCGAGCGUCGGCGGACAACGAAUCCAUCACGAACGAUGUGGCCGCGCUGGCCUAUCUGGAGAACUACGCCUUAAAGUUGUUCCUGUACGCUGACAAGCAGGACCGGGCGGGCAACUUCGGCAAGAACGUCGUCAAAGCGUUCUACACCGCCGGCAUGAUCUACGACGCGUGCCAAACGUUUGGCGACCUGACGGAGGAGGUAACACAGAACCGGAAGUACGCCAAGUGGAAGGCUUCCUACAUUCACAACUGUCUCAAGAACGGCGAAACGCCCGUCCCGGGCCCUAUGCCUACGGAGGGGGAAGAGGAUGGCAAAGACUAUGACCAGGAUGCGGGAGGAGCCUUUCAACCGAACCCGGAACCCCAGCCCGGUCCGAGCAACACGCCUGCCGCACCGCCACACUUCCCGAGCGCAAUGCCCACACCACCGCCGGCAGGUCCCACCAACUUCACCACUACCGAUCCGUUCAGCAACGUAAAGGCGCCAACACCGCCCAGCGAGCCGGAGAAACCGCCCGGUGGCUUUCAACCCUACACGGGUGGACCGGUGGCAGACGCGGCUGGACUGCCGGUGGAAUCGAACCGAAUGGUCACGCCGGGCGGAGUGCAGCUGCGACCGGAUCAAAUCACCAAAGCGCAGAAGUACUGCCGAUGGGCGGAAAGUGCCCUCAACUACGAGGAUUUGAAAACUUCGAUCGAUAAUCUCCAGAAAGCGCUCCGUCUGCUGCAAACCGGACAGGAUGGGUAGGAUUGUGUAGGAGGGAGGAGGGGAGGGGAGGGGAGGUGCGUCCCCCAGCUGUCGAUCGUGCGUUGUUUUAUCGCUUUUAUCUAGUUGCUUAGGGUGUAUUAACCUGUAUACUCAGAGAAUUAUUCAACUUAUUGCCUAAUAAACAAAAAAAGAACAUAAAACGUA